Messenger RNA from Serinus canaria (Common canary), 5073 nucleotides. Its product is annotated as pantetheinase-like. The record is from RefSeq and is a predicted model, not a curated record. Gene Ontology annotation, molecular function: hydrolase activity, acting on carbon-nitrogen (but not peptide) bonds, in linear amides. Bases 2368 to 3861 code for a protein of 497 amino acids. The transcript has 8 exons. Lineage: Eukaryota; Metazoa; Chordata; Aves; Passeriformes; Fringillidae.
UCUCAGAGGUGUAUCCAUGUCCUCAGUGGCCACACCAGGUGCCAAUAUUCAAAUCUGAGCGCCUAUUGGUUUGACCACAGCAUCCCAAAAAACUCACUUCCUCUCAAACCACGACAUCAUGUAACACCAAUGUAUGUGAAAUAAGCUUUUCCCUUUGCUCCUUCUUGUUUAUGCUGGGUGGUGCUGCCCUGCAGAUGAAUUUUCUGUAGGAAUUUGGGGAUUUUUAUUUGGGGAUUUAUUCUGUUUCAGACCAGCUAGUCCUGGUGAGAUGGCACUGUUCACAUUUUUGUUUUCUCUUCUCCCCAGUGAUCUGUGUUUUAUUGAUGCUGCUGGACCUUAGUGACCUUCUUUCAGCACAUCAGGGUAUAAAGAUGUGCAUGUUCCAUAGCUGUGUCCUUAACAGUGGUCAGAGACCUCUGCUUAUGUAAUUUCUCCUUCCUUUUCCCCACAUUGCUACCAUUGCUGGUCUCACUGUAGAAUCAUAGAAUCUUCAGGGUUGGAAGAGACCUUUGAGAUCAUCCAUUCUGGCUGUAAACUUGGCAUUGCCAGGGUAACCCCUAAACCACUAAACCAUCAUGCAGUGCCAUAUCCAGACCCCUCUUAAAAAAGUCUGGGGCUCAACCACCUCCCUGCACAACCUAUUCCAAUGCCUGACCACCUGUACAGUGAUUUUUUUUUCUAAUAUCUAAACUGAAUCUCCUCUGUUCCAGUUUAAGGCCAUUACCUCUGGUGCUUUCAUUGCAGGCACAGCAGGAGAAACUGGCCCUCACCUCACUGCAAACUCCUUUCAGGGAGAGGUAGAGAGUGAUGAGGUCUCCUGUGAGCUUCCUCUUCUGCAGGCUAAACAAUUCCAGCUCCCUCAGCUGUUCCAUAAUACAUGUUUUCUAGACCUUUCAGGAGCCUUGUUGCUCUUCUCUGGACAGGCUCCAGCACAUCAAUGCCCUUGUUAAUGCGAGAGUUCCAGAACGAAACACAGGACUCAAAGUGCAGCCUCACCAGUGCUAAGUACAGUGGAUGAGCACUUCCCUUGUCCUGCUGGCCACACUGUUCUUGAUACAGGCCCAGAUGCCAUUGACCUUCUUGGCCACCUGGGCACACUGCUGGCUCAUACUGAGCCAGCUGUCAGCCAGCACUCUCAAGUCCAUUUCUGUCAAACAGCUCUUGAGCCACUCCUCCCCCAGCCUGUAGCACUGCCUGGGGUUGCUGUGACCCGAGGGUAGGACCUGGCACCUCCCCUUCUUGAACCUCCUGCAAUUGUCCUUAGUCCAUUGGUCCAGUCUGUCCAGCUCUCUCUGUAGACCCUUCCUACCCUCACACAGAUCAAUACUUCCACCCAACUUAGUGUCAUCUAGUCAUUUUUUUACUCAUCCAAGAUUUUAACCACGAUGCUCUCAAGGUCCUCAAUCCCAUGUUCUGGAGCUGGUGAGACACUGGGAGUACAAAUAUUCUCCAGACUCCAGCACUGAUUACUGCUGCUGUACGCUGUAUGACCAUUUUUGUUUCCAAAUGUAAAUAGAUGCAUGUGACACAGCAGUGACAUGUCUCACAUAAUGACAUGUUUAUCAAAAGCCCCAGACAAUGUGCUCUGAUUCAUGGAAGCUAAACAUUAUUGCUGCUAAAGCCACACUGUCUUAAAACAUUGUUCACUGUUUGAGUCAGUUACUGUGUGACCACAGACCGAUCUCAGUCCAGCAAAGGUUUAUCCAGUGUGGUCCUCUUCCCAUGGGUACAAACUCAGUGCAGACGCUGUACUUGUCCCCAGGGAACCUGGUGGGUGAUAUCACAACUCUCUCCCAAAGAAAGGAUUUGGAUUUAAGGGAAGUUGUGGCACCUGGGAAGAUCUCACCUUGCAGAAAGGAUUCAGCAGGAGUGUGUGGCAGUCUCAAAGCUGAGAGGUGGCUUCUUCAGGUUUGUUCACUGCUGAUGCCAGUCCUCUGGAUAAUGGAAUGUGUGUGCAGGUGGUGUAGGAUCCCAGUCCUGAAUGUGGUGAGUAUCUUGAAUCCAGGAUUUUGUUCAAGCCAUUGUGGUUUGGUUAAGGUAUGUUGAGUAUUUUCGUUCAGAAGGCUGGCAGAAGCCAUAAUGACACUGAAUUCUUUUUUUGCUACAGAGAUUGCAUAACACUUAUCAUUGUGAAAUGUGUUAUUGUGAGAAGUGAGUCAAGCAUACAGAAAGUAAUCCUGUGGAAGUCCACCCGUCACCCACAUACCAACUCACUCUGUAUAAAAACAAGGCUGCGUGUAACCACCAAUAACAAUAAACACUUCUUUGAGGGUAGUGCAGAAAAAACCCUUUCGUUACCUGACUGCUGAGUCAGAACCACAGAAGUUUAUAUUCCCCACUCUGACCCAGGAGCUGGGAGGCUGCACCAUGCUCCCUUCCCAGGCUCUCCUGCCCGCUGUGGUGUUUGCACUCACAGCCCUUCGGGCCCUUGCCUCCGACACCUUCCUGGCAGCCGUCUACGAGCACGCCGUCAUCCUGCCACCUGCCACCCAGGAGCCCGUUCCUCCCAGAGAUGCUUUGGCCCUGAUGAACAAAAACAUGGAUGUCUUGGAAGGGGCCAUCAAGGAAGCUGCCCAGCAGGGUGCCCACAUCAUUGUGACUCCUGAAGACGGCAUCUAUGGCUGGCAAUUCACAAGAGAAUCCAUCUACCCCUACCUGGAGGAUAUCCCUGAUCCCGUGGUGAAUUGGAUUCCCUGCACUGACCCCUCAAGAUUUGGUCCAAGACCAGUGCAGGAACGGCUCAGCUGCAUGGCCAGAAAUAACUCCAUCUAUGUGGUUGCAAAUAUCGGGGACAAGAAGCCGUGUGACUCCAGCGAUCCCAGCUGCCCCAGGGAUGGACGGUACCAGUACAAUACGGACGUCGUCUUUGACACACAGGGGAAACUGGUGGCUCGGUACCAUAAGUACAAUCUCUUUAGAAGUGAAACUCAGUUUGAUUAUCCAAAAGAGCCAGAAGCUGUCACCUUUGAGACUCCUUUUGGGAAAUUUGGCAUCUUCACUUGCUUUGACAUCCUUUUCUAUGAGCCUGCCGUGGUCCUGGUGAGCAAGAUGCAGGUGGACACCGUGCUCUUCCCAACAGCUUGGAUGAAUGUCCUGCCCUUUCUGACUGCAAUUGAGUUUCACUCUGCCUGGGCUAUGGGCAUGCGUGUUAAUUUACUUUUAGCAAAUACUCACAACACCACCAAGGCAAUGACAGGCAGUGGGCUGUUCACACCAGAAGGACCUGCUGCCUACCACUACGACAGUGACACUGAGGAGGGACGUCUCCUGCUUGCAGAAUUGAGUGCACACCCCCGUCUUUCCCCCACCUACCCCCCUGCCAUCAACUGGAGUUUGUAUGCCACAAGCAUCAAGAAAUUUCCUGGAGAAAACGACACUUUCUCAGGAACUGUCCGGAAGGAUAUAUUCACUUUCAGAGAACUCAGGCACAAGGAUGGAAAUUACACUGUUUGCCAAGGAGACCUUUGCUGUCAUCUGGUCUACCAGAUGUCAAACAAGACGAGAGAUGAAAUUUAUGUCCUGGGUGCAUUUGAUGGGCUUCACGGUUCUCUCAUAAAAUACCAUUGGCAGAUCUGCACUCUGCUCAAGUGCCCCAGCACAAGCCUGAGCACAUGUGGGCAGCCCGUGGAGACGGCUCAGACCAAGUUUGAGAUGUUCUCCCUCAGUGGCACGUUUGGCACCAGCUACGUCUUCCCAGAAGUGCUGUACAGUGGGGUGCAGCUGGCCCCCGGGGAGUUCGAGGUGCUCCGUGACGGGCGUUUGAAAAGCAAGAAUGGCAUGUCGAAACCGCUCAUAACAGCGACACUUUUUGGAAGGCUUUAUGAGAAGGACCAGCCACAUCCUCUGCGAAUUUCCCUGUAAAGUGUCUCCUUAGGAGUUACACACUCACCAGAGACAGGAGGGGAGUUUCCUCCUGAGCCAUAGCAGUUAUCUUGUAUGAUUCUUUUUCUGCAAUAUUGCACUUCUGCUCAGCAGCUGUGGCAGUUGGGCUUAUUUGGGAGAAAGUGUUGUGUUCACCCUGCUGUGCAUGCCUUUUUAAUAGGGCUUGAGCCAGUGCAAUUAUUUUUUAGUAUGCAUGAUCUUCACAUGAACCUUUUCAUCAGAAUUCUUUUUCCCCCAAAAUAUCAUAUAGAUUGCUAGGAUUACAGUAGAAAGAAGACUGAUACCAAAACCUAUGAAAUGUGGUUUGCCAUUUUGUUGGAGAAUAAAUUCUCUCCAGUAAAGCCUCUCUGUCCCUUUUGCCCCUUCCUGUUUUUCAGACCGUAUGAUCAUUAAGUUUCUGCAUUUUUCAGCCUUACAGCCGAAACACCAUAGCCUUCCUAACACUCAAUGAGCCCUGGCCCCUUUCUGACCAAGGUACUGUACAAUAAAGAGAAUGCCAGAUUUGAAAUUUUCUUGGGUGCAAUCUUAAAGAGAGAAAGUGGUCCUCCGCAACCCAUCCAGGUGUUGGGUCUGGCUAAGACAAGAUAAAGCACAUCCAAUUCUGCAGUGCCUCUGAUCUUGCACCUCUUUGUACGUGGGAGAUGGGUGUUGGGUCCAGGGCACUUCACAUCCAACUUACCAUGUACAACACAGUACUCCAACACCUUCUCCUGGGUAUAUGGAUAAUUUCUUCAAAACUGUUAAGAUAUAUGAAACAGGCAAUCUUUUAGCACCUGAAACAUAUUUCACCCUGUAGCAUGAGAAAUGGGCCUUAUUUUGGAUUUCUAGCAAUGAGAUAUCAAACUUGGCAGCCCUGGGCCUCAUUUCUGCCUAUCAUGUUAUGGAGCCAAUGAGCUUUGUUUGCAUCCAGUAUGCUUGGAGUUGUCUCUGCCUCCACACUUAUCCCAUAGCAUUUUACAUCUACUGCCGUUCUUAGAGCCUGCACCAAGGUUAGCACUGAGCUGUGCUAAAGGUGGCAUGUAAGAAACACUCUGUGACUUCCCACCUCACUCACACCUAUGUAUGUUAUCCAGAAGUUGUUAAAAUUACAUGAUUUCUGUUUUGCCCCAUGCUGCAGCUUCUCAGUGUGCAACUUUAGGGGCUUUUUCUAGGAGUAUUUUAAUCCUGGAAAUAAAACACUUGAACACUUGA